Nicotiana attenuata is the source of this 1019-nucleotide messenger RNA. Its product is annotated as 21 kDa protein-like. Lineage: Eukaryota; Viridiplantae; Streptophyta; Magnoliopsida; Solanales; Solanaceae. The transcript has a single exon. The record is from RefSeq and is a predicted model, not a curated record. Gene Ontology annotation, biological process: negative regulation of catalytic activity. The coding region runs from base 82 to 651 and encodes 189 amino acids. Gene Ontology annotation, molecular function: enzyme inhibitor activity.
ACAACAUAGAGGUGUUAAACCACCUUCUUCAUAUUGCUUUCAUUAGCAAGUUUGAAGGCAAAGAAAGAAAAAAGCUAAAUUAUGCGAACUCCACGUUCCCUUUUCAUCAUCUUCUUCUUCUACUUCGUCGCCUUCCACCUUCAUCGCCGCCUUCUCAACACUGUCGCCACUGCUCCCUUGCCGGCCAGCAACAGCCCUAUCACCAGUAACUCCGAUUUUAUCCGUUCGAGUUGUCAAACUACACAAUAUCCUGACACAUGCUAUAACUCUCUCUGUAGCUACGCCAGCAUUGUCCAACAGGACUCUGCUCGGUUGGCUCUUGUAGCCAUCGGAGUUAGUCUAGACAAAGCCAAAUUUGUCGUGGCAUACCUUUCCAACCUCUCCCGUGAAGCGGAGUACGGGGCCCAGCCACGAACCGGGGCUGCUCUACACAACUGCUUCUCUGUGUUCAGAGAUUUCGUGGACCAAAUACGCGACUCGCUAAAUCAAAUGAGGACGCUCGGGGGCUCGGGCGAGUCGUUGAGGUUCCAGAUUAGCAACGUUCAAACAUGGAUGAGCGCCGCCUUAACGAAUGAAGAAACGUGUACGGACGGAUUUGAAGAUGUUCCUAAUGGACCCUUGAAGAUGGACGUCUCUGAUCGUGCUGCUUAGGUGAAGGAGGUGACCAGCAACGCUUUGGCUUUGAUAAAUAGUUAUGCUAAUAAAAUGUCAUAGAUGCCGGUGAGCAUUAGCAUAAUUGGUAAAGUUACUGCAUGUAACUAGAAGGUCAAGAGUUCGAGUAGCGGAAACAGCCUCUUUCAGAAAUGCAAAGUAAAACUGCGUACAAUAGACCCAUGUCAUCUGGCUCUUCUCCGGAAUUGGCGCAUAACGGAAGCUUAAUGACCGGGCCGGGCUACUGAGCAUUAGGAAAAAAUAUUAGUUCAAGCUUUUAGACUAUUAUCAAAGUGUGAAAUUAUUUUUCGCAGUACUUUUAGGGGGGGAAAGGAACAAAUUAAUGAAAAAAUAAAUUGAUGGGGCGA